AUGGCAAGUGAAGACGUGAUAGAAUUAGGCUCUUCUGAUGAUGAAGCAGAGCCAGCUACGAAAAAGAUAAAGCCCAUGCCUAAUGCAAUGGUUCAUAUUCCCAAUAAAAUACACGGUGUAACUAUCAAACCAACAAGACCCAAUCCAGUGGCAACUCCUAAAGUCUUAUCUGGCAAAAAUAUCACUGUCACUAAAAUCAACAGCAAGAAUAUAGUGUCAAAUCCAUAUGCAGCAAACAAAUUAAAUGGAAAAACAUUGAAGAGACCAACAUCAUCCUUCAUACAACCAACUAAGCAACUUGUGCAGGUCAAACCCUCAGUUAAUCCUAUGAUACCUAUAAGGCCUGUAUCACAUGCUUUAAUUCAGAAUAGACAAUUAAAUAAGUCUCUAAUUCAAAAUAAGCCUUCUGUUAAUCCUCUUCACAUUAUAAAAAAAAUUAAUUCACAAGUUGUAAUUAAUAAAGUUGCUUCUGGGAGUAGAUCAUUAAAAACUCCUAUCAAGAUCAACAGUCCAAAAACGAUCAACAAUUUACCACCUAGUAUUACAGUAACAAGGACUUCGGGUUCCAUGAAAAGAGCAGGCACAAAUGUAAAUAUUAAUACUCUACGUAAAAAACAUAAAAUUAACGAAGUUGUUAAGCCAGUUGUCAAUGAAGUUUUAACUGUUGACCUGGAUGAUGAUGAGUCUUCUUCAUCCACUGCUAGUCCACAGUGGUAUUUAAAACCAGAGGAACAAAGCACUGUUUCUGCAGAAGAAAUAAAUAAUAAAGAACCAGAGAAACCAUUAUAUGUCGAGAUCACUAUUGAGGAUAGUCCUGUUAAACCGCCAAACAAGAAAACUUGCGAAAUAGGUGCAGAAUUAGCUGUCACAAUUGAUGAUAGUCCAAUUAAGACAGUAACAAAUAAAAAUGCAGAUCAUGGUAGUGACACAGAAGACAAUCCCAUCACCAAAGAUAAACAUAGUAAGAAGAAAUUGGAAUAUCCACAGGAAGAUGAAUCUGUAAGCAAAACAAUUGAAAUUGAAAUUUCACCUUGUAUGCAGAAUGUAAUGAAUGCUGAAAGUGAUAUCAAGAAAAAUGAAAUAAUAGACACCAUUAUUGAGAUAGAAGAGUCUCCACUAAAAGUACAAGGUCAAGGUACAAGUACACCAAAAAAGGACCACAAAAGAUCAAAUUUUUCAACAGUAAUACCUGUACUAGAGCUUCGAGAGGAUGAUGAGUUAAGUGAAUUCCAUCCUGUUUAUCAGAAUUUCAUUAAAUUGUGCUUCCAAUUAGAAAAUUCAGAUGAUAUGAAAAAGAUAGUUGAGAAAAAAAUUAAAACAUACUACAGGCAGGUCCCUAAAAACUAUACCGAGUCAGAAGAAUUUAUCGACAUGGUGUCAAGUAAAAUUGUAGCAAUGAAGGCUGGUCCUGAAAAAAUGUAUUUAUACAUCAAAGAUAUUGUUGAUGAAUUGAAUUUGCAAAGGAAAAUGGCAAAAUCUCAAGUUUUGAGUGACAUUGCAGCCAAAAAUUCAGAUUCUGAUAAAUUUGUAUUUGGUGAGGAUAGUGAAUAUGAUUCAAAAAGGCAAAGACAAAUACGCAAACUAGAAAAAACUCUUAAGAAGCUUCAUAGAGCUAUACAAAAAUUGGAGGAGCAGGAAGUUGAUUUUGAUGAUGACGAAGACUCUGUUUACUUGCUUACUGAAAGUGACGAAGGCUGUACUUCCAAUAAGGAUAGUGAUAAACAGCUAGUGAAAGAUCCUAAAACUCUUUUGCUAAGAUACAAAGAAAGAAUGGUACGAGUCCAUGCGAAAUUCUGUCAGCUCACUAACACAAAAAUGCCAUCGGAGCCCCGUGUUCAAAUCGACGCUCGCCCAGGGCAACCGCAGGGCCCCGCAAAGAAGCUUGAGAAGUGGAUAAAUAAAAAGGUUCCUAUUGGAACCCCACUGCCUUUCCCCGACUUUCAUGAUGUGUUACGAUGCGUCAGGGAAGCCAAUGAGGAGGAUAAGUUAGGAUGGAACGAAGCGGAUGUUAUGGAAGAAGCGCGCGAUUUGUUUACGAGAUGCGGAAAGAAAUUGCAAAGACGACGGCAAGAGAAUGAAUGGAGAAUGGCAGCUUCUAGGAUAACAGUAGACGCAGAUCCCGCAGAGAAAAGUGAAGAUCUAAAAAUGAAAUUGACGGAAAACAAAAAGGUGGCAGCAAAGAGGGAAACCGAGAUUCUAAACAAAUAUGCUGAUAGGCAGAGUCAACUUAAACUAGAAGCAGAAGAAAUAGGUGACAAGGAAGCCGAAGAAUCGCCAGUAGAAAGCGACGAUGACGACAAUAUCGACGAGUCUUCUUUACAAAACAAGGAAAAAAGAAAAGAAAGACUUAAAAGACUGAUACAAGAAAAAUCCAAAAAGACCCCAGAAGUAAUUUCAGGCCCUACCAACGAGUCAUCUAACGAACGGACUGAAAAACAUAACGUUGAAAAGGAUAAUGAAGAUGAAAAGAAUUCGACGGUAAUUUCAGCUGAAAACAUAACUGAAGAAUCUAGUCUUGCAGCAAAUAAAGAAAAUGAUCAAACAAGUGUACAGGAAGAUAAGAGUGAAGCAAAUAAAGAAAACCAAUUAAAUCCAAAGGCUCAAGUUAUUGAAAAUAACAAACUAGACGACAUAAAUCCUAAUAACAAUUCCGAUACAAUCGAUAAAGUUGUAAAUUCUAACAGAGUUUGUGAUAAACCAAAGAAUGAUGAUAAUGAGAAAAUUCAUUCUCUUAGUGAUGACAGUAAUAAAGUAGAGUCUGAUAUAGAUGAACUGCAUUUACUACAAAAAUUACAUUCAGGAAAUGAAAUAAAUUAUUCAACUUCAGAUAUAUCAGGUUGUGAUACACCUAUUGCUAUAUCUGACACGCUUGAAUCUAGUGAGGACAGUAAAAAGCAAGUCGGUGGUGUAAUAAGCAUUGAAAAUUCCAGUUAUUCAGAAUCAGAAGAUAAGGAUCCAGUAGACGAUAAUGAUGAUAACCAGGAAAAUAUAUUAGAAAAAAAUAAGGAAAGCUUACCUUUCACUGAUGAAGAAAUGGAGCGUUCCACAUCUGCCAAUGAAAAGAAAGUCGUUACAACAAAUAACGACGAAUAUAAUGAAUCGAUUGAAGAUAUUUUAUUGGCAUCAACUGACGAUGAAGCCGAAGUUAAUAAUGAUGCAGUCAAGACCGUUAAUGAACAAGAAUGCGUCAACCUAAAGGAUGAUACUAUUUCAAUAGGUGACACAGUUGUAGAAGAAGUCAAAGGUAGUAGUGGAACUAAUACAUUAACAAAACACGAAGAUGCAAAUUCAAUUGAAAGUAUGACUUUAGUCUCCACGAAUGCGUUAGAAAGUCAAGAAGAUGCAAGUUCAAUUGAAAGUGUUACUUUGGCAGCAACAAAAGCAUCAGAAAAAGAAGAUGAUGCAAAAUCCACUGAAAGUGUGACAAUGGUAUCAACAAAUCAGUUAGAAAUGGAAGAUGAUGCUAAAUCAAUUGAUAGUGUGACUUUGGUAUCUCCUAAAGUAUUAGAAAAAGAAGAAGAUGUAAGGUCAAUUGAAAGUGUUACUUUGGUAGCAACAAAUGCAUCAGAAAAAGAAGAUGAUGCCAAAUCCACCGAAAGUGUGACAAUGGUAUCAACAAAUCAGUUACAAAAGGAAGAUGAUGCUAAAUCAAUUGAUAGUGUGACUUUGGUAUCUCCUAAAGCAUUAGAAAAAGAAGAAGAUGUAAGGUCAAUUGAAAGUGUGACUUUGGUGUCAACUGGUGAAGUUUCUGUCGAAUUAGAUAAAAAUGAGUUGCAGAACGCAAUGGAAAACAAUUCGACAGAAAAGCAGAAUGAUAUACCUUUCAUUGAGUCUUCAGAUAUGUUACUGAACAUUAACAAUGUGAAUGCAGCUGAACUCUCAAAAGAAAACGUCGAUAUUCAUAAACUUUCAGAUAACACUGAGAGAAAAGACAAUAAUGAAACUCCCAACUUCUUGAAAAUAAAUGAUAUUGAGGAGUAGAGUUAGCUGAAAAUCAAGAUAAACUAUCUGAGGAAUCUAUAAAUUUUUCAAACAGUGCAGUUGAAAGUAAAAUGGAAAUAGUUGAUGAUAUCUCAAGUAAAACACAGGAUUGA
Molecule: messenger RNA, 4094 nt
Organism: Chilo suppressalis (striped riceborer)
Lineage: Eukaryota; Metazoa; Arthropoda; Insecta; Lepidoptera; Crambidae
Source: the annotation of a GenBank genome assembly